UACAUAGUCCACGAAAUGAAAUGAUUCCUGGGAUCGACCCAGAAGCCUAAAGGGGGAAGAAGGAGAGUUUAUAAAGCACUAAUGGUAAAAGGGGUUCAAGGAAAAGGUUCGUGAUUGAUUGUGUUCCCCGAGUCGAAUUAUUCUCCGCUCGCAACUCUUCUUCCACAUGGGGUUGAUCGAUUGAAUUUGCUGCUGCUGCUGCUAUUUCCGUGGCUUACGCGGGUGGGGCUUUCGGAGCAAAAAUUGGCUGCGGAGUUUAAAGUCAAAUGGCGCAAUGUUUACGCACUAGCUUUCGUGGAAAUGGGAAUUUUUUGUUUGAGGCAUGACAGAGAAGAUGAGAUCACUUUCGAACUGAUCGAGACAUCAUCAGAAUUCCUGAUCUUAGGUCGAGACUCGCUUUAUUCAUACCGUAUCUGGCUUUAGGGUUUCUUUCUUUAGCGAUAGGUCUUUGGUGUUUGUUUUAAAAGGAUUGGGUUGGGUUCUUCUGGGGAGUUAAAUUUAUCACCGCACUUUGUGAAGUUUGGAGGGCGGAAUUCGGGUGAUUGAGCAAACUAUGAUCAAGCAAAUAUUGGGUAAGCUUCCCAGGAAGAACUCAAAAUCUGCUGGGGAGUCUAAUUCCUCUUCGAGUUCGUCGGCUGCUUCGAGGAAAAGUGGAGGAAAUCGGAGAUUAGGAAAUGCUAGUGACGAAAUAAUUUCAGCCCCGCAGUCGGUUUUAAGCAGCGGAAGUAAUUCAGAAGACAAGGUUGUUAGAGAUAAGGGGGGGUUCAGAAGAUUGAAUGGGAAUUUAGAUUCUGUGCCCUAUGAAGCAUUGCCGAGUUUUAGGGAUGUUCCGACUUCUGAAAAGCAGAACUUGUUUAUUAGGAAGGUGAAGAUGUGUUGUGUUGGAUUUGACUUCACCGAUCCUACGAAGAACAUUAAAGAAAAAGAGAUUAAGCGGCAGACUUUGUUGGAGUUAGUGGAGUUCAUCACUUCUACAAAUGGGAAAUUUACGGAAACUGCAAUGCAGGAAAUUGUCAGAAUGGUAUCGGCGAAUAUAUUUCGAGAGUUUAUGCCUCAGCCGAGAGAGAACAAGUUAAUAGAUGGAGUCGAUUUGGAAGAAGAAGAGCCUGCAAUGGAUCCAGCUUGGCCUCAUCUGCAAGUUGUGUACGAAUUUUUUCUAAGAUUCAUCGCUUCGACUGAAACUGAAGCAAAAAUUGCCAAAAAGUAUAUCGAUCAUUCCUUUGUUCUAAAAUUACUUGAUCUCUUCGACUCCGAAGAUCCCAGGGAGAGGGAGUAUUUGAAAACCAUACUGCAUCGGAUUUAUGGGAAAUUCAUGGUGCACAGGCCAUUCAUCAGGAAAGCUAUCAAUAAUAUAUUCUAUCAUUUCAUAUUUGAGACGGAGAAACACAAUGGUAUUGCUGAAUUUCUUGAAGUGCUCGGCAGCAUAAUUAAUGGAUUCGCUUUGCCUCUCAAAGAAGAGCACAAACUCUUUCUUGUGCGGACGUUGAUUCCCUUGCACAAACCCAAGUGUUUGGCAAUGUACCAUCAGCAAUUAUCCUACUGUAUUACACAAUUUGCUGAGAAAGACUGUAAGCUUGCUGAUGUUAUUAUCACUGGACUUCUGAAGUACUGGCCGGUGACCAACAGCUCGAAAGAAGUUCUGUUUCUUAAUGAGCUAGAAGAGGUCUUGGAAAUCACACAAGCUCCGGAAUUCCAACGUUGCAUGGUGCCUUUAUUUCAUCAAAUUUCACGCAGCAUGAACAGUCUGCACUUUCAGGUGGCGGAGAGGGCUUUAUUUUUGUGGAACAACGAUCACAUCGAGAACUUGAUCAAGCUAAAUCGCAAGGUUAUACUCCCCAUCAUCUUCCCUGCACUGGAGAAAAAUGCAAGACAGCACUGGAACCAGGCUGUCCAUAGCUUGACCCUGAAUGUCCGCAAGAUUUUCUAUGAUCUCGACCCUGACCUCUUCAAGGCCUGCCAAGUGAAGUUCGAAGAAAAUGAAUCAAAGGAAGCUGAGAUCAGAGAGAGACGUGAAACCACAUGGAGACGUCUUGAAGAACUUGCUGCGAAGAAUGCCCCAAACAAAGCUGCCGUGCUUGUUCCUUGAAACAGAACAUCAUAUCAAGGUUCUUAUUUCUUUCCUUAACGGAUUGCACUCACUGUGGUAGCCGACGCAAAGCGAGACAUGCCGACUUUUAGUUGCAUAUAUGUAUAUAUGCAUAUAUAUAUAUAUAUAUAUUGGUAUGAACCUAGUGUUUAAAGACAGCAGGGAUUCGUUGAUUUUACAUACAGUAUGAUAUAUUGAAAACAUUGACUGGAAUUUGGAAGACGUCGUCUAAUCUGUUGGUUGUUUUUGUGACAUUUGCGUGAACUUAAUUAAUUGUCUCUGUAAUCAAUCCUAUGAUUGUACAACACAUGGAAUUGCUUGGCUUCGUCUAUUGAAUAUGCUUUGCAUCCUGCGUGUUGAAUUUAUCAUUGUUAA
This is a messenger RNA of Andrographis paniculata, 2461 nucleotides long. RefSeq names its product serine/threonine protein phosphatase 2A 57 kDa regulatory subunit B' theta isoform-like. Gene Ontology annotation, cellular component: protein phosphatase type 2A complex. Bases 554 to 2086 code for a protein of 510 amino acids. Gene Ontology annotation, molecular function: protein phosphatase regulator activity. The record is from RefSeq and is a predicted model, not a curated record. Gene Ontology annotation, biological process: signal transduction. The transcript has 3 exons. Lineage: Eukaryota; Viridiplantae; Streptophyta; Magnoliopsida; Lamiales; Acanthaceae.